AGUCAGCAGUGUUUGUAAUUCAAUAUAGGCCAUUCCCCACAAGGGGGCGCUGUAUAAAUGUGCAGCCACCGCAAGCGGAUCUGCAAUCCUGCGGGUAAUAUUAAUUCAUAUUCUACAACUCACGACGCUUUUGUAAAGUAUAACAAAACGUUUUACUUCUUGAUUAAUCGAUCAAGAUUUGAAAGAGAAUCUCAUCUUGAUUCACGUUUCAUAACGUCCGAAUUUGAAAUCUAUAUAUCAAACAAGAAAAUGGGAAAUGGGAUGGAUACCUUAGGAGAUGUCAAUGAAAUUGACCCCGAAAAGCUACAAUCAGCAUUUGCGGAGUUUCAAAACUUAAUGGAGGGUAGUCGUUCAAAUAGCAAUCCGACUAGUGGAUUACAAAGUGUACGGCCUAAUCUUCAACUACCAAAGCUGAAAUUAAAUGAAGAUGAUGUACAAAAGAAAUUGACAGAAGGUAUUAGCUCCAUUAAUCGCAUAGAUCCACUCGAAGAUGCUACACCUCUAAUGCUAUGUGCACUUAAUCACCAAAAGGAACUUGUUAUAAAGCUUUUGGAAGGGGGAGCCAAUGUAAAUAUAAAAAAUAAAAAAGACCAAACAGCUCUCACCAUGGCAUGCAUUGCAGGGGAUGAGCAUAUAGCAAAUACGCUUGCAGAAAAAACUUCAGACAUUGAUGUUGGUAUGCUUGAUGGUAAUACUAAUCUUCUAAUAGCAAUAAUGGGGGGAAAUUCAAAUAUUGUACUUGAUCUGAUACGUCGAGGAGCCGACAUUAAUGUUAAAAAUUACCAAGGUCAUAACGCUAUUAUGAUGGCAUCUCAUAAUGAACAAACAUAUAUUGUUAAACUAUUGAUAGAGAAAGGUGCUGAUGUCGAUUCGAGAAACUUGAGACACUGGACUCCUCUCAUGAUAUGCUCUCAGUUUAAUCACACCGAUACAGCCAAACUACUCAUUCAACAUGGGGCAGAUGUGAACGCUACGCAGAUUUCUGGUGGGACAGCUCUAGAGAUUGCCGCUACGCAUGGACAUGUGAAACUAAUAAAACUGCUUGUCAAAAAUGGAGCAAUGAUUGACCAUGUAAAUAAAAUAGGUCAUACUGCAUUACUUAUUGCAAUAGCUAAAGACCAAACAGAUGCUGCUAAAAAACUAAUAAAACUGAAAGCUAACGUAAACAUUCCGGAUAAACAUGGCCGAACACCACUGUUUGUAAGCUCCUUAGGAGGCAACCAUAGCAUCAUAAAAGCUCUUCUGAAUAAAGGAGUCGAUGUAAAUAUUAAAGAUAAUUCCGGAAUCACACCAUUAAUGUGUGCUUGUCAAAACGGUCAUUGUAACAUUGCUGAAGAACUAUUGAAUUUCGGGGCAGAGGCACUAGCAGAGACAAAAAACUACGGCAGUGCUUUAUUUUAUGCAGUAUUGCAAAAUCAUGAAAACGUUGUUAAGUUACUCUUAAACAGGAUAGAAAACACGAAGCAAUUACUAAAUAAGAAAAUUAAUGAGGGUAGCUUGAGCAUUUUACAUUUAGCUGCCCGGCAAGGAAAUGGCAAUAUUGUAAAAGAACUCCUCGAGAAAGGAGCUGAUGUUAAUUUUUGCGACGAGAUGGGAAACAAGCCAAUUUGUUUAGCAACCAAUACCAAUGUUGUAAAACAACUAUUAGAAGCUGGCGCUUCAGUGAAUGUUAUCAACGUAGAUGGACUAACGCCACUUUUACUUGCUGCUCACACAAACAAAGAGGAGGAUGCUGUAAGGUUGUUGAUAGACAAAACGGAGGACAUUAAUGUGGUCGAAACAAAAGGAUGGAAUGCACUGAUGCUUGCAGCUCAAUUUGGUAACAUCAAGAUUUGCACUUUACUUAAGGAGUUUGGAGUUCGUUAUAAUACACGUUCAAGAGAAGGAGUUACCGCUCUGCAUAUAGCUGCUGGGCAUGGACAUUAUAAUGUAGUGAAAUUGUUAAUUGAAGCUGGAGCAGAUGUGAACGCACGAGAUACAGACGGUAAGACACCUUUAAUAAAUGCGGCUUUCAAAGGUGACGCUUCAAUAGUUAGAUUAUUGCUGUCAAACAUGGCCAAUAUCGACAUCGUUGACGUAAACGGCGCAGGUGCAUUGGGUUUUGGAAUAUCUUCUGGAAAUGAAGAAACUGUUGAUGUGCUGUUGCGAAAAGGCGCUAAUGUAAAUCAAACAGACAAGUACGGUAACACGCCCAUUAUGCUGGCCAAUAAAAAACGAAAACCUAAUAUUAUUCGCGCGCUAAUUAGAAAAGGUGCUGAUGGAAAAAUUGUCGACAAGAAAAAAAGAACACUUUUGAUGAUGGCAGCUAAGCGAGGAGAUGCAAACAUCCUCAGAGUCCUCAUCGAGUCUAAUGUUAAUGUAAAUCGUUGUGACGAGAAUGGUUGGACAGCAUUAUUGUAUUGCGGUAAACUCGGAAAUACAGAAUGUAUAAAAGUUUUAUUGCAAAAUGAAGCUAAAAUUGAUAUUACAGACGGUGAUGGAAACACAGUACUUCAUACGUGUGCUUCAAACGGCCAUUACGGUGCCGUCAGUUUGCUGUUAGAAUAUGAGCCCAAUAUUGCAGCAUUAAACGGGGAAGGAUAUACUCCCUUGAUGUUAUGUGCCCAAAAUGGACACACAGAUUUAGUUCAUCUUCUCCUUUGUCAUAAAAUAAAAUCUACUUUAGAUUUGAAAGAUUUUGAACUCGGAAACACAGCGCUGAUCAUGGCUGCAGAAAAAGGACAUUUAUAUACAGUGAAAUGUCUUCUAGAAGCUGGAGCUUCUGUUGAUGAAAAAAACAAACAUCACUCUACAGCGCUAAACGUCAGUGCUAAAAGUGGGCAUUUGAAUAUUGUAGAAGCACUGUUGAAAAAAAAUGCAGAUAUUAAUUUGUCGGAUUUGGAUGGAAACACUCCAUUGAUCUCAUGUGCUUACACUGGUAAAGCUGAUAUCGUUGAAACCCUUAUAACAAAAGGGGCUGACAUACAUAAAAAAAAUUUAAAUGGUCACUCAGCGUUAGUUGUCAGUGCAAAGGAAGGUCAUCAUGACAUUGUAAAGAUACUUUUGGAAAUAGGAAAACACCGUAAAGAAGAACUAAAUGAAGCUAUACCUAUGGCCAGUCAAUUCAGCGAUAUUCUGCAACUGAUUAAAGAAUUUAGCAACGCAAAGGAUUUGAAUAUAGAGAAAGAUAGCAAACUUUAUGGGAAAAAGGACAAAGGGCAAGCUGAAACAGAGAAUCUGAACUAACCGGAUGAUAAUUGCCAGGGCAACAAUCAAGUCUCUAAUCAAGAAACAAUUUACCUUUUAAAAUUUAGGAAUACAAACUUCAUAGAAACAAACAGGAAUCUAGAAUUUUGGUACUAGUUUUAAUUAAGUAUUAACUUCAAUGUGUU
Physella acuta is the source of this 3371-nucleotide messenger RNA. RefSeq names its product ankyrin-1-like. Gene Ontology annotation, molecular function: protein binding. Lineage: Eukaryota; Metazoa; Mollusca; Gastropoda; Physidae. The record is from RefSeq and is a predicted model, not a curated record.